Messenger RNA from Drosophila kikkawai, 3434 nucleotides. RefSeq names its product Sodium/potassium-transporting ATPase subunit beta-1-interacting protein (gene NKAIN). NCBI's taxonomy places the organism in Eukaryota, Metazoa, Arthropoda, Insecta, Diptera, Drosophilidae. Gene Ontology annotation, biological process: regulation of sodium ion transport. The record is from RefSeq and is a predicted model, not a curated record.
AAAGUACGGUGGUUAUUCCAAGCAAACAAUCUGCGGGCACAUUAGUUUUAAAAAAACCGUGUCGCGCACUUGUUCUUGACAUCAGGUUUUUUGUUGUUCGGUGCAGCGCAGGCAGCUGCAUUCCUUCUCGCUCUCUCGCCCCCUGGCUCCUACUCCUGCACCUGUGCGUUCUCGACGGCUAGCUAGUGUGUGUGUGUGUGAGUGCACUUGCCACGCUUGACUUGCAGCAGGGCUGUCUGCAGGCGACGCGGAAAUGCCAUUGAAGGCGACGGGGACGGCAACACUCCACUCCGACAGCCAGUUCCAGUUCCAGGCCCGAUAAGGCCAGGACGGGACCAAACAGAGAGAUAGCCAGCGAGAGCGCGGCGUAGAGAUUAUUUGCAUAGACUUCUGGAUGGAAUGAUGAUGUUGUGAUGGGCUCGUGCUCUUGUACGCGGCGGCACUUUUUGCUGUCGAUAUGCUUCCUGCAAGUGAUAACGAUCGUGGAGCGGCAGGUAUUCGACUUCCUCGGGUACAUGUGGGCUCCGAUACUGGUGAACUUCUUCCACAUUCUGUUCAUCAUAUUCGGGUUCUACGGCGCCUAUCACUUUCGCGUCAAGUACAUCAUUACGUAUCUAAUUUGGAAUUUCCUGUGGAUCGGCUGGAACGCCUUUCUCAUUUGCUUCUAUUUGAAUGUGGGGCAGUUGGACAGGGAUAGUGACCUGCUCAACCUGGGCACCGGCAGCGUCUCCUGGUUCGAGGCGAACGGCUAUGGCUGCCGGCCCACCUACAACAUGACCUCUGACGAUCCGUUUCGGCCGCAGCGACCGGAGCGUGUGGAGGACUGCCUGCUGGACUAUCCGCUGGUGGAGACGGUGCAGGCGGGCGUGCAAUGCGCUUUGGCGCUGCUGGGCAUACUGGGUGCCAUUCUGAUCAGUUGCAUAUUUCUCGAUGAGGACGACAGAUUCGAUUUCAUGAACGGCGACGCCAAGAGUCCACAGCACACCGUGGUGCAUCCCAUGUACGUGAGCUAUACAAGUAUUCCCACAACAUCUGCCAGCGCCACCAUGCAAUCAAACAAGCAUCUGCAGCUGCAGCAAAACUCACUGAAACUCUACCACCCUCAUCAUGCUGCUUCCGAGCAGUUGCAGCAGCAGCAACCAAAACUACACCAAUUCCACACCAACAACAGUAGCCACAACAACAACAACAACAGCCAGAACUACCUGCUGAGCAGCGGCAGCAGUGGCAGCAACAAUAAUACCCUACUUAACCAUAAUCUCCGGCAGCGCGCCAACUCGCUGCUGCCGCUGUCGCCAGACACAACAAAUAACCAGAGCGCAUCAUUCCAACAACAACAACAACAAGCCAACAAGCACCCACACCUAACACCCAGCAACAGCAGCAGCCUGCGCCGCCCACGCCACCACCAUAACAACCCAUACCACUUUGCCAACAAGGGCGCCCCCAUCAGCCCCAGUCCCAUGUCCGCCCAGACCACGCCUUCGCUGUCGUACGCCUCGCUGCAGAACUCCAAUCCCUACCUGGCCGGCGGUGGCAACACCUCGCUGAGCAACAGCAACUACAGCAUCUUCCAGAGUCCUGACUCGAUCCAGGGCAGCAGCAGCUUCUCCCACUUUGCCCGCAUCCACCACAAGCCAAAGCCACCCAAGUCGGGGCUUCCUGUUCAGGGAGGAAUUGAUUCCAAGCUGGCCUCGCCUGUCCGUCCGCUCGAGCGCCUGUCGCGCAACCUCGAGGAAGACGAGGACAACUUCUCGCUGCAGCAAUUCGCCCCCGGCGACCAUGGCGUCACCUACGUGCCCUUUCAGAGUCCCACGCCCAAUGGCCUGUUCCUCGGCGAGAACAACAAUGCCCAGUCUGCCGUCUUCCACUUGAACUCUCGCUCCAGUUCCAACAACAAUGCCUAUCCCUAUGAGCAGAACGGCCUGCCCUCGCCCCUUCGCAUGGCCCGUCGGCCCACGCAGAUUCCGCUGCCCACGGUGCCCAUGCACAGUUGCCUAGAGAUGGAGCCUGACGACGACGAGGAGGAGGCGGAUGGCGAGGGCGAGGACGGCGUCCUAACGCCACCACCACCUCCGGUUCCAAGGCCGCACAUCUUCCACCAGCGCCUGGGCCAAGCGCCCUAUCCCGAUCUCUCGCCGGAGGUGGCCGAGCGCUAUGCCAUGCCCACCCAGUUGGGUCCGGCACACGGACACCUGCCCGUGCCCCACGGUUCGCCCAUGGUGCGUCGCAGUAAUCGCCGGCCAAGGCCACCGAUUCCGGUGAACUUUUGCGACCAGAUACGCGCCCCUCCUCCGGGGUAUGUGGUGCGGGCCCAGAGCGACGACCGGCUGGUGGAGCAGACGCAGGGGGAGGCGGAGGCAGCUCCGCACGUAAACCGGCGAAGUGGACGCAAUGGCAAUGGCCAAAAGUCCCGUCCCCGCUCCUUUUGCAACUCCAUAGUGGGCGUCCAGGCCUAGAGUACGUCUCUCCAUCUCUGACUCUCUUUUGAUCACGCUCUCUAAGGAGCAGGAUGUUACUAACUCCCCCACACACACCCUCACACUACCCAUUCAGACAUACCAAAGACCUUAUAGUGUUCAAGAUGCGUAACGCGCAUGCAUUUGGCUCUGCGUUAAGCAUCUUGCAGUUUAUGCUGUCUUUGGACACACCUAUUUGCGUGUUACUGUUUCUUUGUUGUGCCUAACCAGCCGGCUACCAUGCCCAGAUCUAGCUUCGGACGAGCUGCUGUCUUUAGUUUAAGUCUAAGUACCAUAUUCACACGCGCGUGCAUACAUUUAGGGGCUCUUCCCCGGACCCGGCCCGAGCUGUGAUAGAAAAGUCGGAGGGAGAAGGAGGAAAAGUCGCUAACAAAUUUUAUGUUGAUCUGUGAUAAACUAUAAACAAAAACAUGAACAUGAACGACAAACAAACGAACGAUUAUUUCACAAAGCGAAUGAGAAUGUCACAAACUAUCGCUAUCAUCCCGACGGAGGGAUGAUGGACGAAGAGAUUUGUCGAUGAUGAGAAUGCCAAUUGCAAACAGAGAUGCCUUGGAUGAGAAUGACGGAUUGUAGUAGAGAUUAGACAUACAUAUAUUGAUGUGUUAUGCGAGGGAGAGCGCAGCCUCCCCGCAACAGCCGCUGCCUUUUGUUGUUUAACUAAUAAUAUACAUAUAUAUGCUAUAUACACAUAUUUACGAUAAAUUACAAACUGUACUACGAUGCAAACGUUGCCUAUUGGGUUAAGUGCGAGAUUCGCUAUACGAAACAAAGGUUUAUAGAACUGUUAAGUCCUAGUACUAAGUAUUAAGCUUGAGGCAUUACCGCGGAGCAGAUCCAAACCUACGUAGCCUAGACUCUAUUUACCAUUUACUGUUUAGAUAGACUCCCCUGUUUAGACCUUGAUCUUUGCGAGAUUCGAAGCGUUUCCAAUAAAAGAAGAAAACAAAAGAA